Messenger RNA from Plenodomus lingam JN3, 5340 nucleotides. NCBI's taxonomy places the organism in Eukaryota, Fungi, Ascomycota, Dothideomycetes, Pleosporales, Leptosphaeriaceae. The record is from RefSeq and is a predicted model, not a curated record.
AUGGCUCAGUCGACGUCUACGUUCACACUGUGGCUCAUUUUUCUUUACAUUUUCUCUUUCAAUGCUACAGCACAUCAAUCGCAUGCGCGCUUUCACAAAAGGUCUCAUGGACCACCAACUUGCGUCAAUCCCACCUCUCCAUUUGACUAUUCUGCAAAACCCAAACAUGAAGCACGUGCGCCUGUCUGUCCUCAUAUCGCCCCGAGGGCUCUGCAGCCAAGAGCCGAAGAAGACUUCUCAUGCUCCGAGUCUAAACCUUGCAAGAACGGAGCUUGUUGUCCCAAAGCGACUGGCUAUUGUAAUUAUGGUGAGAAAUACUGCGGUACCAAUGGACAAAGCCCCAACGAGGUUUGCUGGUCAAACUGCGACGCCAAAGCAGAAUGUGGAAGAGAUUCCAAGGUCCCUGGUGCAAAGUGCCCACUGAAUGUUUGUUGUUCAAAAUUCGGAUUUUGCGGUAUGACCGAUGAGUUCUGCGACAAAGGUACAGAAGAAGAUCCCGGAUGUCAGAGCAACUGCGAACAGCCAGGCUCUGGCGGCUCAGGUGGUGAUGUUCAAAAGAAAGUCAUCGGAUACUAUGAAGCCUGGGCCCAUGACAGAAAAUGUCAAGGAAUGGACUUCAAGGACAUUCCUACAGGCGCCCUCACUCACUUGUUCUUUUCCUUUGGAUACAUUUCCCCCGGCACUUUUGACCUUGUUCCGAUGGAUGACCUCGAUCCUGAUCUGUUCUCAAAGUUUACCGACGUUAAGAAGUCAAAUCCUGGUCUGAAAGCCGUCAUUGCGCUUGGAGGCUGGACCUUCAACGACAAUGGUACCGCAACUCAGCCAGUCUUUAGUGACAUGGUAAGCACUGCUGCUAACCGCGCCUUGUUCAUCAAAAAGCUAUUUGCAUUCAUGAGGCAGUAUGCUUUUGAUGGCGUGGACUUCGACUGGGAAUAUCCGGGUGCGACCGAUCGGGGCGGAAAACCCGAAGACGGCAAGAACUUCGUCACCUUUUUGAAAGAGCUCAACGAGGAGAAUGAUAAGCAGCUUAUGCAUUAUGUGGUCUCCUUUACCGUACCUACCAGUUUCUGGUAUCUAAGACAUUUUGAUCUGAAGGCCGUGGACUACGUCGAUUUCGUCAACGUCAUGAGCUAUGAUCUGCACGGAGUUUGGGAUGCAACCAAUCCAAUUGGCAACAACAUAUACGGGCAUUCGAAUUUGACAGAAAUCAAGCUAGCCUUUGAUCUAUUCUGGCGCAACAACAUCAAGCCGGAGAAGCUUCAUCUUGGACUGGGGUUCUAUGGGCGAAGCUUCCAAUUAUCAGACCCUUCAUGCUACAAGCCUGGCUGCAGUUUCAAGGGUGGAGCAUCUCCAGGUCCUUGUUCCGCUAACUCGGGUACUCUGACUUAUAAGGAGAUUCAGCAAAUCAUCAAACAACACAAGAUCAAGCCCUAUUACGACAAGGAUGCUCAAGUAAAGUACAUCACCUGGAACCAAGAUCAAUGGGUAUCCUAUGAUGAUAAGGAGACUUUCAAAGCCAAGAUUGAAUUUGCAAACAAGCUCGGCCUCGGCGGCCUUCUCAUUUGGGCGAUCGAUCAAGAUACAGACGACUUGGAAGCGCUCAACGCCGUCGUGUCACCAAACUCCAUCAAGGCAUUAGCGCAGACCGCAGAUGAUGCUUCUUUUUGGGAUGAUGCCACUGUACCGGAUUGUUACGUUACCGACUGCGGCGGCUCUUGCAAAGCCGGGUUCUUCAAGAUCGAACAGCAACCCUGCGGUGGUGCGAAACCAGUGACACGCCACUCCAAAGAAAAGGACAGCCAGCUGUGUUGCCCUGUUUCUAGUGCACCGGAUCCUGACAAAUGUCAUUGGCGGGGCGAAGCAGCAACCUGCAAUGGCCAUUGCCACGAUAACGAGGUACUCUUACAGAUGAACAAAUGGGGCGAUGGAAAGUAUUGUGAAGAUGGUAACAAAGCAUACUGCUGCGAGUCUCCUGCUGCCAAGGGCCACGACUGCUACUGGGCAGGCGUGGGCAAAGAUUGUAACAACGACGACGCGACAAUGACCUUUUCUGGCACUUUUAUGAGCACAGUCGCCGAUAUUGCAGAUGCCAUGUCUUUAUUCGACACCGCUCUGGUGAAAUGGCUGGAUGCAGUUGACGUUGACCUUCAAAAGCGGUACUGCUGUCCGAAAAAGGACGCAAAGAAUUGGAAGAAUUGUCGAUGGUAUGGAGAGCCCGGAUCUUGCUUUGAUAACCAUUGUCCAGUUGGGAAACAAGUGCAGCUCACCGACAGUCCAUAUGGUUUCGGUCAAUCCUGUUUUCCGCGCGUGGAAAGAACGCGAGUCUACUGCUGUGACCCCACAGACGGUAAAGAGCUAUUCCUCCCAGUUCCACUGGACAGACUGUUCAAGGAUCCUCCAACCGGUGACGAUGUAGACACGGACUUCGAACUCAACGUGGACGAUACCUUUGGCGGCCAAAGUGACAGGACCGACGAAGAUCCUUCCAAUGCCGCAUUCCAGUUCGUCGUACUGGCAUCUCCUGAAGAGCUUCAACACUCCCUUGACAAACGUGAUGGCUCUCAUUGGGAGCUAUACAACUGCGAAGGCGGAUCAAGCGAAGAGGAGCAAACCAUCCAGAUGUUCUGCACAGAUGUGUCAGAAGACAGUAAUUGCCACAAGAUUGGACUCGGACACGGUGUGCCAGGUACCAUCCUUGAGAUGCCAGCUGGCUGCGGAGCCGGUCGCUAUGCAGUGGCCAAGGCCAUGACACCUGCUGUGAACCAGACGAUUCCGCAUCAUCUACGGAAGCGAGCAUCACACAUGCCAAAGGUGUAUGAUUUGACCUUUGACUACAAUUUCAGGCGCGUCCCUCGCGAUGUUGGAGACACGCAAAUGCGGAUAGACUUUUCGAACAAGAACGACUACUGGGAUAAUGUUGUCGCGGCUGCGAGCACAAAGCGCAAGGCCAAACGCUCCUUGUCUGACUUUGGCGGCAACCACAAGAGAUGGCUUGAGGAAGAAUGGCGAGACGAUUAUCACGGAGGUGCACUCAGCCGUGAAGAGCUUCACAAGCGAUGGUUUGGAUCCGAUGUCCUAGCUUGGUUGACAAACUUGGUCAGCCCGAAGAUUGAGAAGGAAUUCACUCACGACGUCAAAGAGCAAUUCAUUGCCAAGAUCAUCGACGAUGAAGUCACCUGUGGGACAGGACCGGCAAAGUUCGAGGCCCAUGUUCUCGUACAGGCACUGACAGAUGUCGAAAUCUCCACCAGUUUUGGCUUCACGCUCAUCACCAAGCUCAAUUUCGACAAUCCAGGCGGCUCUCUUGAUCUGAGCCAGUCGUACCUCACCUUUAGCAACAAUGGUAAAAUCACUGCCGUCUUUACCCUCGAGGCCAUGAUUAAAGUCUCAUACGAGUCCGGGGAGAAGACAAUUCUUACACUGCCUUUCCCAGGCGCAACCUUCCGCGUCCCUGGCAUCGUCACCAUUGGUCCAUCUGUCCGCGUCGUCGGCGAAUUCAACGCCGGCCUCACACUCUCCGCAGAAAUCGAGACGAAAAUCGAUCUUGCAGACUGGGACGUCCGCCAAACGUAUCCCGCCGCUUCUACAGAAUAUGAGCCAAAGGCCAAUAAGGAGCUGGAUUCUGGAGAAACUGGUGACAAGAAUGGUUUGCUGGAACCUCAAUUCUAUGCUUCGGUUUUGGCUUCAGGUAAAGCCGAAGCCCAUCUCAAGGCCAUCGCCGAGUUUGGAAUUCGCUUUGAUGACAGCUGGAAGGUCGGGGCGGCGACGGCAGGUGUUGUUGCUGAUGGCUAUGUCCGCAUGGAGGUGGGAGCUGGCAAGAGCACUGAAGCAUCAUGCCCGUGGACAUAUGGCUUUUAUGUCGGUGCCAAGUUGUACGCACAAGUGGAUACCCCUUCAGCAUUCGGAUGGGGUAAGAAAACCUGGGAUCUUCCGGGCUCUGGUGAGGUCGGUCUUCCCGAGGGUGGCUCUUGUCCCGACCUUCGAACAGGGCAGCCGACCAAGCGUAGCCUCCAAUCGAUUGGUAGUAGGCAUCCGUUAUACGACGUGAAUGGGUACUCGGGCACUUCUGAUAACGAAACAUUCUCCCAUCGACUUGGUAAACGCGUCACGCCGUGGGGUCCACCAUUCCACAUUCCGCUGCAGGAUCUGCUGUGCCCAAGCCCCGAGGGCAGUGCUGAUAACACGGGCACUGCAUGCAGUGAGCUCUCUCAUGUGGUCGGAAGUGACUCAUUGUCCAAGCGUGCGACUGGCGAUAGGACUUUGCACCACUUCGAGGCCCGAUCAGUCGACCACAAGGACCAAGACUUUUGCGACAAAGACGGUGGCAAGAUGAGUAUUCGGAGCUCAAACUUCCAUACCUCUGGUACAAUUCUUGGUGUAAGUAACAUUCAUGGGGCUUCGAGGGCAUUGAGACCCGUGCGAGGCCCAAAGGUCUACAUUGCUCAUGUCGCUAACUUUCACGUCAACCAGGUACUUCCAAACACACUUACCUAUGGCUACAGCAACUAUAACGACUGCCUCGACUUUGGAUUCGGCCAAAUCGCCACACCCACAGACACGACCAAGUUCGCCACCGAGCACAUUCUCGAAUUCCAAAUGGUCAAGAACUUCUUCAACACAAUCGCCAGAGGGUCGCAAAAUGUCAAAUGCUACAAUAUCCAGACAAACAUCAACAUGUGCAAAUGCAUCAAGAGUUUCUGGUUCGCCGCCAAGGUCGCCGACCGAGUCACCAUCAACGGCCUCUCCAAGGACGCCAUCAACUGGGUCGGCGCCGUCUUCCCCAGCCACGAAAACGCGUGGGGCAACGAACUGGUGCUGCUCGACGCCGAAGUCAACAACCUCAAAGAAGGCUUCUGGGGCGUCUCCGUGGCCCGCAAUGCCGACACCCUAGACACCUACACCGGCGACGGCACCAAGGCCUUCAAAUACGUCAAAGACAGCAUCGCCGCAAUCCGCUACCACAUCGACCCGACCAUCCGGGCGCGCUUGAUCGCCCAAAAGGAUCGCGUCGGCAAUAUGCUAAACGAGCUCGAGACUAUACAUCUCCCGCGCAUCACAAAGACCAUAGGCAACCAGCAGGUCACGUGGGCUAGUCUGGGCUUGCAGGCCAAGUGGAACACGUAUAUGCGGACGCAGAAUGCACAGGCUAUUACCACGAGCUAUACGCUCGUGGAGAAGUACCUGGCCAAGCUGGUGGAUGGGUAUACGACGCCUGCGCAACGAGAUGCGGCGAAUCGGGGGACACCGGACGCGGAUAUUUUGAAGGGAUUGAUUCAGAAGAUUGAUGCGUUGAACAAUGACUGGACGAAUAAUAGGCCGGUUUGGAACAAUCCUUUUUAG